CAAGAUGGCGCCGGUGGGGGUGGAGAAGAAGCUGCUGCUGGGCCCCAACGGGCCGGCAGUCGCUGCCGCCGGCGACCUGACCAGCGAGGAGGAGGAAGGCCAGAGUUUGUGGUCCUCGAUCUUGAGCGAAGUGUCCACUCGCGCCAGGUCCAAGCUGCCGUCCGGCAAGAACAUCCUCGUCUUCGGUGAAGAUGGUUCUGGCAAAACCACUCUUAUGACUAAACUACAAGGAGCUGAGCAUGGCAAAAAAGGAAGAGGCCUGGAGUAUCUGUACCUCAGUGUCCAUGACGAGGACCGAGAUGAUCACACGCGCUGUAAUGUGUGGAUCCUGGAUGGAGACCUGUACCACAAAGGCCUGCUGAAAUUUGCUGUUGCGGCGGAGGCCUUGCCAGAGACCCUGGUCAUUUUUGUUGCGGACAUGUCUAGGCCUUGGACUGUAAUGGAAUCGCUACAGAAAUGGGCUAGUGUUUUACGGGAGCACAUUGAUAAGAUGAAAAUUCCACCAGAGCAAAUGCGAGAACUGGAACGGAAGUUUAUGAAAGAUUUCCAAGACUAUGUUGAACCUGAAGAAGGUUGUCAAGGCUCCCCACAAAGAAGGGGGCCUUUGACCUCAGGUCCAGAUGAAGAAAAUAUUGCCUUGCCUCUUGGUGACAAUGUCCUAACUCAUAACCUGGGGAUCCCAGUGUUGGUGGUGUGUACAAAGUGUGACGCGGUGAGCGUGCUGGAGAAGGAGCACGAUUACAGGGACGAGCACUUUGACUUCAUUCAGUCACAUCUUCGGAGGUUCUGCCUCCAGUAUGGAGCGGCCUUGAUUUACACGUCGGUGAAGGAAGAGAAGAAUCUCGACUUGUUGUAUAAGUACAUUGUUCAUAAAACCUACGGUUUCCACUUUACCACACCUGCCUUAGUUGUGGAAAAGGAUGCAGUUUUUAUACCUGCAGGCUGGGACAAUGAAAAGAAAAUAGCCAUUUUACAUGAAAAUUUCACCACCGUGAAGCCUGAAGACCCGUAUGAAGACUUUAUUGUGAGGCCUCCUGUGAGAAAGCUGGUCCACGACAAAGAGAUGGCAGCAGAGGACGAGCAGGUGUUCCUAAUGAAGCAGCAGUCUCUUCUUGCCAAGCAGCCAGCCACGCCCACGAGAGCCUCCGAAUCCCCUGCAAGAGGACCCUCUGGCUCUCCAAGAACCCAGGGCCGAGGAGGGCCAGCCACUGUGCCCAGCGCAUCCCCAGGCACAUCUGUGAAGAAGCCUGACCCAAACAUCAAAAACAAUGCAGCGAGUGAAGGGGUAUUGGCCAGUUUCUUCAACAGUCUGUUGAGUAAGAAGACAGGAUCUCCUGGAAGUCCUGGUGCCGGAGGGGUGCAGAGCACAGCCAAAAAAUCAGGACAGAAAACUGUGUUGACAAAUGUUCAAGAAGAACUGGAUAGAAUGACUCGAAAACCGGACUCCAUAACAAACUCUUCAACGGAAAACGAAGCCUGAUCUUCCUUCCAAAGUGCAUAUGUACAAUGACCAAAUAACUAUGUAUAUUGAUCUGCUAAGACCAGGAUUCUUCUGAUAUGGCACAUGCUAUCUAUCAGUUUUUUGGGGCAGGGGAGAUAACUUU
Molecule: messenger RNA, 1604 nt
Organism: Elephantulus edwardii (Cape elephant shrew)
Lineage: Eukaryota; Metazoa; Chordata; Mammalia; Macroscelidea; Macroscelididae
Gene: DYNC1LI2
Product: dynein, cytoplasmic 1, light intermediate chain 2
Exons: 13
Coding region: 5-1480 (491 amino acids)
Biological process (GO): microtubule cytoskeleton organization; microtubule-based movement
Cellular component (GO): centrosome; cytoplasmic dynein complex
Molecular function (GO): dynein heavy chain binding
Source: RefSeq, a predicted model, not a curated record